Molecule: messenger RNA, 762 nt
Organism: Prunus armeniaca (apricot)
Lineage: Eukaryota; Viridiplantae; Streptophyta; Magnoliopsida; Rosales; Rosaceae
Source: the annotation of a GenBank genome assembly
AUGCUUCAGUUUAAUGAGGCUGGAGCAACAACUCUGAACAUUCCUGACACUGUGGGUUAUAACAUGCCAAGUGAAUAUAGUGAGUUGAAUUCUGGCAUAAAAUCUAAUACCCCUGGAAUUGAGAAUGUUAUCAUUUUGACUCACUGCCAAAAUGAUCUUGGACUUUCUACUGUCAAUACUAUAGCGGUAUGCCAUGUUGAGCAGCCUGACUUUGCUGCGGUUGAGGUGGAAGAAAAGAAGGUCUCUGAUCAGGCUAGUGAGGAGAAUGAAUUGAUGUUGGAUGGUGGAUUUGGGUGCCUCCAACAAACGCAUUUGGCCACACUUCAGUGGAAAUUGAGAGAAGGUGAUUCACAAUUCUUGGAGGAUGAAAGCACAAAAAAAAUUUCACGUAAAGUGGAAGAUCAUUAUAGUGCAAGGACGAAUCAGACGCUGGAAGAACGAGAAGCUAAUCCAAUCAUCCAUUUAAAAAAGCUUAACAAUUGGAUUAAGAGUGUCUUAAUUCAACUCUAUGCUAGCAGAGGAGAUGUUGUACUUGAUCAUGCAUGUGGCAAGGGGGGUGAUCUCAUCAAAUGGGACAAGGCCAAAAUUGGAUAUUAUGUUGGCAUAGAUAUCGCUGAAGGCUCAGUUGUCAUGACCUUAGAUUGUCGUGGGGAUCAUGUGCUUGAGGGGCUUUAUAACAAGCAAGAUGGAUAUACUGCUUUAGGUCACAGAGUAUUAAUUUGUAAUGCUUUUGAUGGUGGUGUUGGUUUCAGUCCUCCUUAA